Molecule: messenger RNA, 1761 nt
Organism: Didymodactylos carnosus
Lineage: Eukaryota; Metazoa; Rotifera; Eurotatoria; Philodinida; Philodinidae
Source: the annotation of a GenBank genome assembly
AUGACAUCUGUUACAUCAAAAACAACGGAUUGUGUGUCAUGUAUGAAACCUGUGCCGUCUGACAUUUAUAGAACUCAUAUUCAACAAUGUGUAGCACGUAAUGAACCUUCACCAGUUCAUUCAUCGAAGGAAUUAGAUGAGUUACUAUGUAAUUCAUGUUUAAAAAUUGUCGAAAAAGAUUUCAUACAUGAAAUACCGUGUCAUUUUAAACAUAAAUAUUGUGUUACAUGUUUAACAAAACAAGCUCAACAAUAUGUACGUGACAAGUCAGUACCUGUAUGUCAUCCAAAGAAAUGCGACUAUGAAUUAUCCAAACAUGAUAUUGGUCGUAUACCUUUAGUAUUUGAUAUGUAUCAAAAAUUAGAAAAAUUAGUUAAAGGUCAAUCUCGUCCACAAUGUGGAAAAUGUUGGAUGUAUUUUGAUGAGCUCGAUAAACAUCAAGAAGAAUGCCAAGGAUGUGAAUGGUUAAUACCCUGUGACUAUUGUACAUGUUUAUAUGACGCCAAUAAAUUGAAUGAACAUAUCGCAGAUUGUCAAAAACGAAAAAAUGGACAAUGGACAAUAAUUGAAUUUAUACAACAACGCACAAAAUAUCCACUUAGUGGAAAACAAUUAGAAUUAUUUUUAAACAAACGAAAAAAAGAUAAAUUAUCAUUACAUAUUCCAGAUAUUAUUGAAACAUUAGCUGAAUAUGGUCCAAUAUUUCCGUUUGACAUUCCAACUCGUGUAUGUGAUGUGUGCACGGAUUCAUGCACGUAUGAUGAUAUAUUCGUGUUCGAUUGUGAAUCAAAUCAUAAAUUAUGCUAUUCGUGUUACCAUGACGGCAUUAGAGCGAAGUUUAACAGUCAAGAGAUACUCUGUUGUCCUUUAUGCUCCGCUAAUACAGCAAAGCCAUUGUUAGAUGGUGAGAUAAAUCAAUUAAGGAUACCAAUAGAAGAUAUUCGAAAAUAUAAAGAUUAUCAAACACGUAAAACAUUCGCCACAUAUUCGAAUUCUACUCGUGGUGUUAUUAAAUGUCCAAAUAGAGAAUGUCAAUGGUUAGUCGAAGCACAUAAUCCAGAAGAACGGUUUAAAGUUAAUUGUGGUUUAUGUAACAAUGAAUUUUGUUCAUUAUGUAAUGAACAAUAUCAUUAUCGAACUAAUUGUCAAGAUGUUGCACAAUUAACACAAAGAUGGUAUUUUUGGUGUCAAACUGAGCGUGGUAAUUAUUUACGUCAACGUGCUGCAGCUGAUGAGAAGUAUCAGGGUCAAUUGAAUGAAUAUAAUCGUGCUCGUGAUCAAAAUGUCAAACGUAAUCAAGAAUUACAGCACCGUUACACUGAGUUAGUAGCCGAUGAACAAUAUAAAGCAACCAAUUGUCGUUUAUGUCCAAAAUGUCGUCGUGUUGUACAAAAAAUUGAAGGUUGUGAUGCAAUGGUAUGUGGUCAAGAUGCACAUGGUGGCAACAUACAAUCGGGUUGUUCAAAUAAAUUUAAUUGGUCACAAGCGCCAGUCUAUCAAGCGCAGGCUGAUCAACAACAAAAAUUCGAGCAAUUUUUAGCUGAAAUGCCAAAACAACAAAUUAUUGAUCAUAACGGUAUUCAGUGUGAUAAUUGUAAAGAAGAAAUACGUGGAAUACGAUUUGUUUGUAUUCAUUGUCCAACACUAACAUUUUGUGAAAAAUGUGAACAACAACAGUCACUUGAACAUCAUAAUGAAAACACGUUUAACGGAGAAAAACAACAUGUUUUCAAAUUAAUCACAAAAAGAGGUGAAGAAUAG